UCCUGCUUGAUUAUAUUGAUGUGUAUGAGGAUUACAGAGUUGAUCUACCUCGAGAUCGUAUGAGCCGAAACCCUAAAUGAGUCAACCUGCCUAUGCGGAUGAAACCCUCUGGUUUAUAUAGACACCAGGGGUUUCUAGGGUUACAUACAACCGACCUCCAGCCGGGGAUAGAUGCGUCGAUCUAGCCUACUCAACUUGGACGACACGCCAGUCUUCGGAGCUUUCCUUCUUGUUCACGAGGUCGUCACGCAGUCCGGUCUUCAAUAAUACCGCCCAUUAGGUCGGCCUCUAAGAGAUGGGCCGAUCGCCCGAGGACCCCUUAGUCCCGGACUCCCUCAGUAGCCCGAACUGGCCUCUAACGCCGAUGUAUAUGGUCUUCGACAGCUCCUCGUAUCCAGAGUAAUCAGCUUGCAAGGUGAGUUCCCUUUAUGUUUGGCUGGCUUAAACUUGGUCGUUUGGUGAUGUCGUGCCUUUAAAACCGGCACUGCUUAAUCAUAAGGCCUAAAAGCUCGGGUGUGAACAACUCCUCAUCUGACAACCUUUCUGACAAAAGGUCGCGAUAGCCAGUUAUGGCAAAAACUCGAUUCACGGCUCGAAGCCGCUUUCUCAUGGGCACGUCUUGUCAAUGAGGAGAUUGUGCUCCAUGUUUAAGGGGAUAUGAGUAAUGGUCUGGGUAAUCCCGCGCGCUUUCACCGACGCGGUCGUUUCGGGAAGUGGCAGGGCUUGCGGCGCAAUAAACGGGAACCCUUGGUCUUGCGGCCCCCCAUAAAAGGGAAAAAAGAUCCUCAAAGCCACCACAGGCAUUCCAGACUCGACCCCCAUUUCAUUCAAGCUCCAAGCGCGCAGAUUAAUUUCACUUUCCGUCCUCUCCUAGCCGCCCUUUCCCAAGCUCAGCCAUGGCCGGCUCAGGUUCACCAAGGCAAGUGGGAGGUCUCAUGCGUCUCCGACCAGGAUAUCCGAGAGCUGAAGGACGCCGGCUAUCUCUCGCCGGACAUUGCCCACCGUGCGCCGAAGGAAGGCAAGGUGGUGCCUACACCAAAGCCAGGCGAGAGGGUGGUGUUCGUCCCCACUUCAUCCGAGGAUUAGGCUUCCCGCUCCACCCCUUCGUCAGGGGUCUGGUGUUCUACUGUGGGUUAGAUUUUCACAAUCUUCCUCCGAAUUCAUUCAUGCACAUCUCUGCAUAUUCAUCACCCUUUGUGAGGCCUUCCUGCGGGUUCAACCGCACUUCGGCUUAUGGCUCAAGACUUUCAACGUCAAGCCGAAGUCAAUUAGCGGCCAACACGCCGACUAUGGCGGAGCCGUGAUCAGCAAACUCCCCCAGAUCGGAUGGCCGGAGGGUACUUUUAUCGAUACCAUCAAAGCCUGGCAAAAAUAGUGGUUUUACAUCACUGAGCCUCGAGAAGCAAACUGGUCAGCGCCUGUCGAGUUCAGAUCGGGACUCCUCGAGAGGCUAACCUCGUGGGUUAGAAGAGGUCUUGCCUUGGGAUCGUCCUCGGAGGUGAAAGCGCUGCAGAAGCGCAUCACGUUAGGUGGAUGCGAAUAUCGAGCUGACCAACGUUGUUCAGGUCAUGCUCCGCCGCCGCGUCCUUCCCUGCCAGCGUCGGGACACUCCAAUGUGGUCCUACAAGCUUGGCGAACCCGACAUUGUGAGCCAGUUCUACCACACUACCCACGAGAAAUUGUGGAGGAUGUUGUUCAAACCUCAGCAGGAAUGGCCGGCCGGGGAAGAAGACGUCGGUUUGUAUGCCGAUCACCCUCCCUUGGAGGGCUGGCUGAAAAAGGCCGAGAAAAUAAACGGCCCAACCCCCCUGCCUAAGGAUCCCAGGUCACCAUUGUUGACCGCGAUGCUGGUGGUGGCGUCAUACACGGCGCCAAAGAAAAAGGAGAAGAAGAAAAGGGAGACCCGCGAGGGUCUACGCUCGAGGGGUCCUCCGGAUACCAAGUCCGGAGACACCCACACUUCCUCCGCUUACGAGGAAGAGGAUGCGGAGGACGGAGAGGAGAAAGAUUCUCUCCAAAUAAGAAAAAGGGCGGCGCCGGAGGAAGCCAAGGAGGGCUUGCCUCCUCAGGCCCCAAGGAGACCCUGCAUGGGCAAGGUUACUCUGCCCGACGACAACCUGAAUUUCGAUGAGGACUUCGGGGCCUUUGAGAGGGUACCCCUAGGAUCAAACCCUCGGUCCAAAGGUAUGGAAUCCGAACUUUAUUUAAUGGAAUUAUAUCGAGCUUUUGUUAAUAAACAUACGUGCUCCUCUCCCUGUCGCAGCCUUGCCCGAAACCUUCCGACAGGCGAGGUCUCAGAGGGGGGUUCGCCAUCGGACGAGCUAGCGGAGAGCGGGAAUGCGUCCCGUACUACUCUCCCUCAGGCAUCAGACGAGGCUGCAGAGGUGAUAUCCCACCAGGCCCCUCCAAACACGGGGACGAGGUGGUGAUGGCCGAGGUUCAUAGGUCGUCCGCCGAAGACCGAGAGGUCCCAACUGAGGUUCAUGCCUCGGUCACCGGAUCCCAGGAGGUCGAGCGGGACCGUGAUGCGUUCGAGCUUCCUCCGGAGACAGCUCCAGGGAGCUCCGAUCCUCCGGUGUCUUGCCUCCGGUGUCGCCUGUGGCAGAACGGGCUACGGCCGAGUGGCCUGCAAUGAUGGAGGAGGCUCUAUUCGAUUCAUCCAUCGCCGAUGAACAUCGCACCUUUAUGGGUGCGAUUCUACAAAGCAUCCAGUCCGUUGAUAACUGACAUCAAUGGACUGAAGGGAGCCUUAAGCUGUUUGCUGGUAGGCUUCAAGGUAAACCAAGUAGCGUUGGAUUUAUUUACAAGGUUUUACAUGCCUUACAGGUAUAAUAGCCCCCGAGCCAUGGGUGAGUUGAAAAAUUUGCCCGUGGUUCAAAAGAACUUGUGGUCAUGGACAAAAACAGUUCGGGGACCCUUGAUCUGUAACAGCUUAGGGGGGGUACUUCGGCUGAAUGUCCCAGUCCCGUUAGCUCAGAUGCUUAUCAAUCCCUAACUUUUC
This is a messenger RNA of Hordeum vulgare subsp. vulgare (domesticated barley), 3001 nucleotides long. RefSeq lists its product as uncharacterized. The coding region runs from base 1569 to 2429 and encodes 286 amino acids. The record is from RefSeq and is a predicted model, not a curated record. Lineage: Eukaryota; Viridiplantae; Streptophyta; Magnoliopsida; Poales; Poaceae. The transcript is spliced from 2 exons.